Messenger RNA from Colias croceus (clouded yellow), 7379 nucleotides. RefSeq names its product remodeling and spacing factor 1. Lineage: Eukaryota; Metazoa; Arthropoda; Insecta; Lepidoptera; Pieridae. Gene Ontology annotation, biological process: regulation of DNA-templated transcription. The record is from RefSeq and is a predicted model, not a curated record. Gene Ontology annotation, cellular component: RSF complex.
GCUGUCAUCGAGUUUUAUUUUAUUAUUUUGGAAAAGAAUAGAAGCUUACAGUGAUGGAAGAAUAAUGAUAUUUUCGUGAAUCAUGUACAUGUUUUAUAUUACUCCAUUAGUUUUAAGAGAAAAAAAUAUAUACCGGUAGUGAAUAUCAAUAAGCGAUGAUAAGUAAAAAGGUACAAUAAGUGACGACGAUGGCGUCUGAUGGAGAAAUUUCAUGUACGAAUGAUCCUAAUUUCGCUGUUAUCUAUUCGUUUUUAAAAGUUUUCGGAAAACUGUAUAGUUUACAAGUACCUACGAUAUCAAAAUUACAAGAGCUGAUAGAGAAUACGCAGGAAGUGUUGGAGCCAUUAAAGGAGUUGCAUUUGAGAUUGUUACGUCGAGCACUGAAAACUGUUCAGAGUAACAGAUGGGAGAAGGGCUUAAUAAAGUUCUGCCACCAGCAAUCCCACCACCAAGAGGCUUGGGAAAUCGAAAGGUUUUCUUACAAGAAAGCUAGUACUCAAGUUAAAUUGAAAGUAUUGAAAAUUUUACUAGAAUAUCAGUUUACAUGUCACCCAAAGUUUAAGAAUGCGGUAAACAAUAUCUCCUGCAAGGAUCUGAGGUUGGAUCCAAUAGGCAGAGAUAAGAAUGGGUGUGUGUACUGGCUGCAAGUAGACCAUGAGGCUAACUUGUGCCUGUAUAAGGAAGACCAAGAUGAAGAGACGUGGCAAUUGAUAGCAAGGAAUAGGGAGGAAUUAGUAAAGGUCAUUGCACAAUUGAAGAGUGGUGAAGGGAUAUCACCAUCUGUAGCGCAUUUGAAUAAUGUAAAUAUUGAAGAUUCUAGUGGCAAUGAGGUGCAGCAGGACAAUGAGGUAUUAAAAAGUGACAAAGAUGAAGAAGAAAAUGAAGAGGAAUUUUUGAGCCCAGAGUCGGAAUCGGAACACGAAAGUGAUAAUCAAAAUGAAAAACAAAAAGAACCAGCAAAAGAUUCAGUGGAAGCAGAAAAUAGCACAGAAGUUUUAAAUAAAGAUACUAAGGAUUGUUGUGUAAAUACUAUAAAUAGUGAGGUUAAAGAUAUAGAAUCUAAGGAAAUGGAAAAAGACAUAGAAACUAGUGAAAGUAAACCUGAAAGUAAUGAAACAGUAGAAGAAUUAAAUGAAACAAAUUCAGAUGAAAUUCCUGAAGCCAAAUUACCUUCACCAAUUGCUGGUAGUGAGGAACAAAAAGAAGAAAAAGAGCCAGAUAAAGAAGAUCAUUCACUAGAAAAAGAAGACGAAUUAUUGGAAAAUGAAGAAAAACCAUCAGAACAAGAAGAUCAACCAAUAGAAAAAGAAAGUCCACAAGAUGACACAGUUAGUGAAGCUAUUGAAGAGCCUGUGAUGAUUGUAACUGGCGAAGGUUCUGGUGCAGAUUGUGAAAGCUCUUAUUUUUUCGGUGAAGAAAUCAGUGAGCCAGUUAUGUUUAUAUGCGGUGACGGUUGGGGCUACGAAAACGACACGGGUAAUCCUGAGGUUGAGGAACAACCUCAAGAAGAAGAGAAAGAGAAAUCUGAUGAAGAAAAUCCACCUGAAGAGUGCAAUGGUGAACACAAUGAUGUGUCAGAUUCUAGUAAGAAUAAAAAAGGUGUUAAAUUAAAAUCUGUAAAUAAGAGAACACUGAAAAAGCAGUCAACAGACAAUGCAGAAAUUCCUAAUUCCGAUUCUAAAAAGCAUUGUAAAAGAGAACCAGAAAAUUCAAAUGGUUCACAAAUGGUUGAAUCAGAAUCAAAUGCAGUAAAUAAUGAUAGUGAUAAAAGAGAAAGUAGUGUUAAUGAAAAUAGUGCUGUAGAGGAUAGUGUAAAUAAAACUACUAAGAAGAAGGUCAAAGGGAAAGUGAAAAAGAAACAUAUCUUAAGAAAAGGUGUUAAGCAGAAGGAAAAAGUGAGUUCAGUGUCUGAAAGUGAAAAUAUUCAGAAUGGAAAAACCAGUAUUAUUGAGAAGAGGAAGAGCAGUCUUUCGUCUGAUCAAGAUGAAGCCGAGUAUAACACUGAAAAUGAAAAGGAUAAAAGCACAGAAGGUGAACUGAAAGGAGAUGAGCCCUUGCCUUCGAAAAAAAUACGCUUAGAACCCACACCAGAUUUAGAUAAUGUAUCACAUUCCAAAGAAACUGAUACUCUAGACAAUAAAAACGAUGUUAGUAAUGAUAAUAUUGAAAAUAAAGAUUUAAAUGUAGAUGAAAAUUAUGAUUCAAUAUCACAUAGGAAAAAAAUUAAAGCUAGAAAAGGUAAAUUGAAGUCUAAAAAGUUCCUUCAAAAAGUGAAAGAUGAUUCUAAUAAGAGUAAUGAUAAGGUUAAUGAUGUUAAGAAAACUAGUAAGGCGUUAAAGAGGUCGCUAUUGAAUGCGACAUUGAGUGAUAAAAGUAAAUCUGAAUCUCAGAGUGAAAGUGAGGAAGAUGAACCUCUUUGCAGUGGGAAAAGAUUAAAAAUUAAACCUAAGAAAAUAAUAACCUCAACUAGGAAAAAAGUAGAAGCUAAGCUAAUGGCAAAAAGUUCUAGUGAAUCUGAGGAGGAGACUCUCUACAGUUUAGCUGGUAAGAAAACAGCGAAGAAACUGAAAAAGAAAGUACGCAAUGACAAGCAGAAGCCGAAAUCUGACAAAGUGGACGAUGAGCUCACACCGGUGCGGCAAUCGAGGAGGAUCGCACAGAUGAAGAUCAAGGAGGAGGCCGACCGGAGGCAUUUGGAAGAGGUGGCCUUGAGGGAACUCAAAAUGAUACAUAAGAAAAAGAACAAAGACGACGAAGACGAAUGGCGCGCCAGUGGGAGCAGUUCGGACGGGUCGCGGUCCCGGGCCAAGCGUCGCCCGCGCAAGUGGCGCCGCUCGGAGUCCACGCAGCCCGAGAACGAGUCGGAUUCCGAGCCGCUGUUCGAGCACGAGGAGCCCGACCUGGAAUUUAACAAGUCGGAUCAUGAAUUCUCACCUGAAUCUGAUCUGGAAACAGAUGGCACAGAUGAACCAGUACGACAAGCCAGGACUUUAGAAGGCGCAGCGGAGGGGUUCUGCUCGCGGUGCGGCAGCGGCGAGCAGCCGCAGUGGAUCCUGCUGUGCGACGCGUGCGACGCUGCCUACCACGCGAGCUGCCUCAAGCCGCUGCUGCUGCGCGUGCCCAGCGGCCGCUGGUACUGCCCGCCCUGCGAACACAAUCGACUUAUAGAAUCACUGGAAAAGGAAUUAGUGCAAUAUGACGAACUUUUGGCCACCGUGGAGGCAGAAAGGGAAAGAAAGCUUCUAGAAGAGCCGGAGAAGAAAGAAGAAGAUAAGAUUGUCCCGGAAGAGAAGAAAGAACAGUCGGAUGAGAAAUCUGAUGACGAUUCUGAUGGCAGCAGCAGCUGGUCAUCUUCCUCAGGUGCAGUAUACCGUUUACGUGCGCGCCGACAGCUGCCCGUCUCGUACCGAUCGCAAGAAUACGAUCGUCUCAUAUCCUCUGCUAUCAAGGAGGAGUAUGUUGAACCAACUACGAGUGCAGGCAACCAGGGUCGAGGGAAGGAUAUCUCCACCAUCAUUGAGGCAGCCGAAGAGGAAAAACUGAAGGCGGAGAGAGAAGCUAUUGAACAGGGCAAACCGGUGGAGUUGAAAAAAGCGAAACGCAAGCAACGCCGCAAGGCGCGCAAGCUCAACUCGCUCGAAGUUCCUUCUGAAGAUGAUGACGAAACCGAUGAAGAUUUUAAGGAUACUGGCAUGGACUCAUCCUCCUCCGAUGUCUCCUCAAGCGGGGAUCGAGACAGCUCCUCGUCGGGCGGCUCGUCGGUUGUGCGCUCGCGCAGACCGCACAGACCUGAACAUCGUGAUCGGAAAAAAAUGGUUGAAUCAUCGCCAGAAGUGAAGAAGAAAAAGAAAGGAGUCUUCGAGGACAGCUCGAGUGAAUCCGCCGGCGCUAAGGAGUGGUCGAACAAGUCCAAAGAGCACAAGCACCCCAAACAAUGUAAGCGUGCCCGCGGCAAGCGUCGCGCGCGCAGCCGGCCGCCGCGCGUCACGUACGGCGGGCUCAGCGACGCGCACAACGACCAGCCGCAACACCGCACCCGCCAGAGGAAGAUCGACUACACGGAGAUGCCCAACACGGAGUCCGAGGGCGAGAUGCACAAAUCGAGCGGCAAGCACAUGCCGGACAGUUCGGACGAAUUCAAAUUGGACGACUCCGAGCUCAGUUCCCCCCCUUCCCCGGCCUCCCCCGCAUCCCCCCCUUCCCCCGGAUCACACUCGAGUGCUGAAAGGAGGAGGGCUAUAUCGGAGCUGAUAAGGAAAACUGCGGUUGUGCCCUUGGAGAAACUGCCCGAUGACGUCACAAGGGCCAAGACGGAAGCGUUGCAAGCGCAUCUCGAUGCGCAAGCAGCUCUAGCGGCAGCGAGACCAUCACGCGGCCGCGGCAGUCGGGGUGGGAGAGGUAGCAGAGGCCGUGGUCGUGGUCGUGGCGCGGGAGCGAGUGCGAGUGCGAGUGGGCGUGGCAGCUCGCCGCACACGGACGAUGCGCUCGCCAAACUCGUCGGUGUCAAGAUUAAAGAUUUACGACCAGAUAGUACUCCACUAAGACCAAAUCAGAUGGAACGUGAGAAAAAACGACAGGAGCGCGAAGCGAAACAAGCUGAAAAAGAAGCGAGACGAAUGGAGAGAUUACAAAAGAAAGAAGAAAAAGAGAAACUAAAAGAGCAGAAGGCGAAAGAAAGAGAAGAAAAGAGAUUAGCGAAACUCGCUUUACAGGAAAGCAAACGGAUGAAACGGGAGAAACCGGAGUUCAGGGAGGGUUAUCCCGGGGUCCCAGGUGUCCCGGAGCCAUAUGGUAACAGGCCGGAGGGGUUCCCCGGGGUUAGACACCCCAACCCCUUCCCGGGGGGUCGACCGCCCGAGUUUGAUAGGUUCCCGCACGGACAGCCGCCGAGAUUGCAGCAGGUUCGUCCCGAGUUACGCGGCGUACUGGGCGAGCGGAGAGCGGACCAACUCGGCUUGAGAGAAGGCACGUUAUCAGUGGCAGGUUCCCCGCAGCCGUUCGCACCGAUGCCGGAGGAGCCCAGCGUCAUCACGCGCAUGCCGCACAUGCUCAACCACUAUCGUGGUCAGAUGAUGUACCCGCCGGGCGGGUCGGGCUACGGGCCCCGCGGGCAGGGCGUCAUGUACCAGCUGCACCCGGGGCUCGGGGCCCAGGCCCGGCCCGCCUACCCGCAGUACUACUACCCGCGGGGCCCGCCGGGCUCCCACGGGCCGCACGGGCCCCCCGGGCCCUCCGCCACGCCCCCGCACGGCCCGCCCAGUGCCUCGCCCCACGGACCCAACCAAUCCCCGCAUGGACCAACCCGUCCCCGCACGGGCCGAUACCAUCUCCGCACGGGCCUAUCCCGUCUUCGCAUGGCCCUAUUCCAUCGCCGCAUGGCCCCAUACCGUCGCCGCACGGGCCGAUCCCCUCCCCGCACGGGCAGAUGCAAUCUCCGCACGGCCCCGGCCCGUCCCCGCACGGCCCCGGCCCGUCCCCGCAUGGCCCCCCCCGGCCCAUCCCUGCACGGCCCGCCGGUGUCCUCCCCCCACCACCCGUCGUACCGCCCCGGCCCGUUCCCGCUCCGCCCCGGCAGCAGACCGGACCCGCACGGUCACUCGGUCCCGUUCCCGCACGGCAUGUCCCCCGGCCCCAGCAUGCCGCACGGGCCUAAUGGUCCGCACGGGCAGAACCAGGGCCCAGUAAACAUGCAGCACGGCCCGCCAGCAUCCUCCCCGCACGGCCCGCACGUGCACCCGGCGGCUUCGCCCCACGGCCCGCUGUCGGGCCCGCGGGGACCGUCCCCCGGGCUUAUGCAAGGCGGCAGGCCGCCCGGGCCCGUACUUAAUCCAGCAAUACCUCGCCCCACUGAAGGAUCAGUGUCGCCUAGCCGCCAAAACUCGCCUGAUAAUUUACCAAUUAAAAUCAAAGCUGAAGUAAAAACGGAGCCCGAGUAUCAGUCGCCUCCUGGCUCGCCUUCCCAGCGGCCGAUGUCCCCGGAGCUCCCGCGCAAUAGAAUAAAACACACAGAAAACAAGGACGGGCGCCGGCCGCUGGGCCCCUACGCCCCGCAGUACGGCCCCUACGGGCCCUACGCCCCACCUUCCGCCCCGGACAGCCUGCAGGCGCGGCUCCAGCACCCGCUCCGCAUGCCCGGCGUCCCCGGCUACCUCGACCCCAAACCUUCUCCGUCCCAGAGCCCCUUGCCCCCGGACCGCGUGCCCUUCGACCCGGCCCUCCGCCCCGACCGACCGAUGAUGCCGGAAGGGCCGAGACCCAGGCCCCUGCACGAGAUGAUCAGACCUCCCGCGCCGGACAAGCACGUGCCCGUCAGACCGCCGGGCGACAGAAUGCAUGAUGUGAUCAGACCCGCGGAAGGUUCAAUUUUGCACGACAUGAUUAGAGCUCCCAUCCGGCCCAUAAUGCACGAUAUGCUCCGGCCGCCAACGGACAGACCUAACCCGAUGCCGGACCCGCACCGGCUGCCCACACCGGACAGACAAUUACAAAGGCCACCAGGGCCAGAACGCAACAUACAGGACAUGCGGUACGACAGACCCAUGAUGGCGGACAUGCCGCGGCCGGGUGACAGAAUGCAUGACAUAUUACGUGAGAAGAACGUACAUGAGAUGCCGCGGUACCCGCCGGAGCGGAAUCUGAUCCGUGACAUGUCAAGACCGCCCGACGCGCUGAGGUCAGCUGCCCCUGAACGGCUCCUGCCCCAGGCACACGAGCUGCCCCCACGAGACUUGCCCCCGCGGGACCUGCCCCCACACGAGCUGCCCCCCCGGGAGCUGCCCCCGCACUACCCCUACAUGCGCGGGGUGCGGCCCUACCUGCCGCUGCCCCGCCCCCCGCAGCCCCCCAGCCCGGGCACGUUCGCGCAGUACGACAUGGGCCGGGUCGACAAGCCGCAGAUGGCGCGCGACUCUGUGCUCAUGAGGAAGCUGUCUCCCAAGCCCGAUGAGCCUCCAGAAGCGAGAGAGAGUGAAUCCCCUCGAGAGGACGAGCCGCCAGCUUCGCCACCGGAGCGGAAGCCCGAGCUGGCCCAGCUCGAAGGCCAGCUGCCUCUAAAACCCGCCGCUAUCAAGGAGGAGCGCGAGGAGGGCAGCGUGUUCGGAGGCCUCGUGUCCUACUUCUCGAGCCAGCGAGAGGACGACAUAGACGCGUAGUUGUUAGUUUUUCGUGUAAAUAUAUAGAUAAUUAUUUAUCCCGCGAUAUUAUCAUUGACGGUUUCGGUUCACGAUGAACUAGUUCUCGAAUACGAACGAUGUAUUAUUAUUUUUGUUUACAUUUAAGUGAGAUUAUUUAUAUACAGAACGAUAAGUACUUAUUGUAUACUCUAAAUACGAAUUUUAUUACAGAGGUAUUUCUUUUUGCAAAUAAAUGUUUUUCUCCUA